Mizuhopecten yessoensis (Yesso scallop) is the source of this 874-nucleotide messenger RNA. RefSeq names its product cell wall protein DAN4-like. Lineage: Eukaryota; Metazoa; Mollusca; Bivalvia; Pectinida; Pectinidae. The transcript has 4 exons. The record is from RefSeq and is a predicted model, not a curated record. The annotation marks the transcript as partial.
AUGACCGGGGGAAAUGCUACGACUGCCUCUACGACGUCAACAUCACAGACCGACACAAGUACAAAUCCAAGCACGAUCACAACUGUGACAGCAGAAACGUCACCAUCAGCAUCGAUAACAUCGAUCACAACCUCGUCGAGUACAGUAAGUGAAGCAUCGACAUCAACACUAUCGUUUUCGCCCACCACACAAUCGACAGGCCAAGCUUCCAGCAGCACAGUGGGCGGUAGCACAGCAACACCAGCUGUAACUAGCAGUACAAGUGUACCUGAAACUUCACAGUCAACAUAUAACGUAACUGACUCGUCAACUCUUUCAAAUGCAAUGCCUACAGGCUCAACAGGUCCUGUCACGUCAUCAGAAUCGGCAACAACAACCGGAAGAUCAACUGCCAAUCUUACAUCGACGGAACCGAAAACAACUUCAUCAGAGAUAGGUAUAACAACUUCUGGAUUAACACAUUCCAUAUCUACCCCUACUGUAACAUAUACAACAAACGAAGGCACCACUUCAUGGCAUGGCAUAAACUCAGAAACAUCGACUACUAGUAACACAACGCCGACCACAGAAAGAACAGUUGAAACCAAUACUGGCACUGUGUCCAAUUCCGUGUCAAGCACGACUGUAACAGAAAAAACAUCACCAUCAGCAUCAAUGACACCAACCGAAAUCUCGUCCAGUACAGCAAGUGAAGCAUCGACGUCAACACUUUCGUCUUCGCCCACCACCGAAUCGACAGACCAAGCGUCAAGCAGUACCAUGAGCGAGGGCACAACUGCCUCUACUGCAACAAAAAGCACAAGUGAACAGCUAACCACACAGUCAACAGCUCAAGCAAUUGAUUCGUCGACGUUUACUAGUCAACCGACUACAA